AUGACUGCACACUCUGCUCUGCUGUUGUUAUGCUCGAUGUUCAGACUGAGUUAUUGUGUGACUUCCCCUGAGUGGUUCAACAACAUAUCAACUAAUCUCUUCGAUUUAUCUGGGGACAUCAUGCUUGGGGGGCUUUUCCAGCUAAAUGAUCUCACCAGCAAUCUGACCCAGAGAAGGGAGCCUGACAACGUCAGCUGUGAAAGUGUGAAUAAUUUUGGACUGGGCCUUGCUCUGGUAAUGAAGUACGCAGUGGAUGAGAUCAACGCACAUCAAAUUCUGCUCCCUGGCUUCAAGCUGGGGUAUAAAAUCUACGACACAUGCAGACAAUCUGCCGUCAUCGUGAAACCAACUCUGUCUUUCCUCACUAAAAAGUCGACUAACGCGCUUUCUGUGGAGUGUAAUUACACCGACUAUGAGACCAGCAUAUCAGUUGUGAUCGGCCCUUAUAGCUCAGAGAUGGUGUCAGUCAUCGGAAAGCUGCUGGGAUUCUUCCUGAUGCCGCAGAUUAGCUAUGGUGCCACCAGCGACAAAUUCAGCAACAAGCUCCUCUACCCGUCCUUCUUUCGCACCGUGCCCAGUGACAAAUGGCAGGUGGAGGCUAUUGCACUCCUGCUGAAUGAGUUUGAUUGGAAUUGGGUGGCCAUCGUGGGCAGUGAGGAGGAAUACGGACAAGGAGGUGUGCAGGAAUUCUCAAAAAUAACAGAAAAUAAGUCUGUAUGUGUGGCCUAUCAGGCCCUGAUUCCUGUCUACACUGCCCCUGAAGCAGCAGUCAAAACCAUCAUUGAUAACAUUGAAGCAGCCAAAGUCAAAGUAGUGGUGCUGUUUUCACUCCCAGAUCCAGCUAAGGUCUUUUUUGAAGAGAUAAUUCGGAGGAAAAUGAAAGGUGUGUGGAUCGCCAGCACUAGUUGGGCGAUCCAUUAUCUUCUCAUUGGUCUUCCAAACAUUCAAUCUGUCGGCACAAUCAUUGGUUUCACCGACAACACUCAAACUCUUGAUCUGCUGACCCCUUACACAAAGGAGCUCCUCACCAAACUGAGCAAAGAGAGGGCAAAUACCCCACUUUCAACGCCACCUCCAAAGUAUGGCAAUCCUGACAAUCCCUGCCCACAAUGCUGGAGCAUGACAGCUGCUAACACCAGCCUGGUGGAGGAUCCUGUAGUGAAGAGGUCAGCUUUCGGGGUGUAUGCUGCCAUCUACAGUGCAGCACAGGCACUGCACAACAUGUUGGGAUGCAAUGCAACUACCUGCAACAAGGGGUCAGAAACCAAAAUCUAUCCAUGGAAGCUGUUGAAGGUUUUAAAGAAUACAUCUGUAGAAGUAAAAGGCACAAAUCUGGUCUUUGACAGUAAUGGCAACCCAAACAUCGGUUACAAUGUUAUCCAGUGGGUCUGGAAUGACUCUGUUUGGGAUUAUGAGACAGUUGGAAACUUUUACAUAACACUUUCAAUCAACAAGUCACUUUUCACGUGGCACACCCCAAACUCACAGGUUCCUGAGUCCACCUGUUCAGCAGCAUGUGAGAGCGGACAAGUCCGCAGAGUCAAAGGAUUUCAUUCCUGCUGUUUUGAUUGCAUCGACUGUCAGCCCGGCACCUACCAGGCAAAAGAGGUGGACAUCCAGUGUACCAAGUGCCCAAAGGGUCAGUGGUCUCUGGUCCGCAGCACUAACUGCACUCUACCCACCUUUGACGUUUUGUCCUGGGACUCCACUGAGGGUCUGGUGAUGAUGCUGGUUGGGGUUCUGCUGCUUGUAUGUCUUGGGUCAGUGGGAGUAGUAUUCCUGAAACACCGGGGGACCCUGAUGGUAAAAGCUGCAGGGGGGACCCAGGUUUUUGUAGCUCUGGUAAGCCUGAUGGGAGCUUGCCUUUGUCUGUUGCUCUUCUUUGGGCAGCCAGAUGAUGUGGUUUGUCGUCUUCAGCUGCCCCUCACCUGCAUUUUCCAGACAGUCGCCCUCUCCAUCAUCAUGUACAUCUCACUACAGAUCGUCUACGUGUCAGAGUUCCCAGAGAUGGCUGCAUCUCACCUGCAUGUAAUCCGGGGUCCUGGAAGCUGGUUGUUUUUGCUGGCCUGCUGUGCUGUGGAGGCAGGUAUCAUUGGCUGGUUUGUCCAGGCUGGGCCCACCCUGUCAGAAUAUCGGGCAAAUAUGACAAUCAACUUUGUUAGAAAAUUUCUGGCAUGUCCAGUGAAACCCUUGGAAGGGUUUGCCUUAAUGCAAGGUUACAACUGUGCAAUGUGCCUUGCAUCAUUUAUGUGCACCUUCAUGGCAGCGAAGCCUCCUCAUCAGUAUAACCUGGCCAGAGACAUAACGUUUUCUUCCCUGAUCUACUGUGUGUUUUGGGUGACCUUCAUUCCCAUAUAUAUAGGCUUGAAUGUCAAGAGUAAAUCUGUCGUGCAUGUGUCUUUCACUCUGGCAAGCAACUUUGGACUGGUGGCAGCCUACUUCUUCCCAAAAUGCUAUUUGCUUCUAAGAAAACCUGAUCUCAAUGUAGAAGACCACUUCUGUACCUUUUUAGAGGGAGUUCCUCCAUCACCACCACAGGAAGAACCACAGCCAGAACCAGCUCCUGAGCAAUAA
Molecule: messenger RNA, 2574 nt
Organism: Cheilinus undulatus (humphead wrasse)
Lineage: Eukaryota; Metazoa; Chordata; Actinopteri; Labriformes; Labridae
Product: taste receptor type 1 member 3
Exons: 8
Coding region: 1-2574 (857 amino acids)
Biological process (GO): sensory perception of sweet taste; sensory perception of umami taste; G protein-coupled receptor signaling pathway
Cellular component (GO): membrane
Molecular function (GO): G protein-coupled receptor activity
Source: RefSeq, a predicted model, not a curated record